Pterocles gutturalis (yellow-throated sandgrouse) is the source of this 2036-nucleotide messenger RNA. Its product is annotated as muscle, skeletal receptor tyrosine protein kinase. Gene Ontology annotation, biological process: protein phosphorylation; positive regulation of kinase activity; multicellular organism development. Gene Ontology annotation, cellular component: signaling receptor complex. The transcript is spliced from 10 exons. The record is from RefSeq and is a predicted model, not a curated record. Gene Ontology annotation, molecular function: protein binding; transmembrane receptor protein tyrosine kinase activity; ATP binding. NCBI's taxonomy places the organism in Eukaryota, Metazoa, Chordata, Aves, Pterocliformes, Pteroclidae. The annotation marks the transcript as partial.
AUAUAACUGGAGACUGGGACCAGGUAGAUAAGGAUGCUUCUAUAUCAAGCAAGCAGUGGAUCACAUAUCAGUACGGGUGUUUAAAAUACAGUAGCAGGAAGAAUAUUGUGAGCAAGAUGUACAAGGGAGACGCAGGCUACUGCAGCACAUACAGAGGUGAGGUGUGUAGUGCUAUCUUGGCGAAGAAUGCUCUUGUUUUCUUCAACUCCUCCUAUGCUGACCCAGAGGAGACCCAAGAGCUGCUUGUGCAUACUGCCUGGACUGAACUGAAAAUGGUGAGUUCAUUCUGCCAACCAGCUGCUGAGUCUCUGCUGUGUAACUACGUCUUCCAGGAGUGCAAUCCCUCGGGAGCUGGGCCAGCUCCAAAACCAGUGUGCAGAGAGAAUUGCCUUGCUGUAAAGGAUCUCUACUGCUUUAAGGAAUGGCUCUCAAUGGAAGAAAACUCUCAGAAGGGGAUUUACAAGCCAGGGCUGUUGCUGCUCACUCUUCCUGAAUGCAACAGGCUGCCCAGCCUGCACCAGGAUCCCAGUGCCUGCACCCACAUUCCUUUCUUUGAUUUUAAGAAGGAGAAUAUAACCAGGACUUGCUACAGCGGCAAUGGCCAGUUUUACCAGGGCUGGGCCAACGUCACGGCCUCUGGCAUUCCCUGCCAGAAGUGGAGCGACCAGGCUCCCCACUUGCACAGGAGGACUCCUCAGGUUUUUCCUGAGCUGUCUGAUGCCGAAAAUUACUGCCGCAAUCCAGGAGGUGAGAAUGAACGUCCUUGGUGCUACACAAAAGACCCAUCUGUGACCUGGGAAUACUGCAGCGUGUCUCCCUGUGGAGAUGCAUUGUUAUCACUAGGAACAAGAAAACCAAAUGGAGAGACUCCAGAUCUCCCCCCUCCUCCUCCCUUUUCCCCUACAUACUCCAUGACUGUUAUCAUCUCGAUCAUCUCCAGCUUUGCCCUGGUCGUGAUCCUUGGCAUUGUCACCCUGGUUUGCUGCCGUCAGCGAAAGCAGUGGAAAACCAAAAAAAGAGAUUCAGAGACACCAACGCUCACCACUUUGCCUUCCGAACUCCUUCUGGACCGGCUGCACCCCAACCCAAUGUACCAGCGGAUGCCUCUUCUCCUCAAUCCAAAAUUGCUCAGCCUGGAGUAUCCCAGGAACAAUAUUGAAUAUGUGAGAGAUAUUGGGGAAGGAGCAUUUGGGAGAGUCUUCCAAGCAAGGGCCCCAGGGCUGCUGCCAUAUGAGCCUUUCACAAUGGUGGCAGUGAAAAUGCUGAAGGAGGAAGCGUCUGCAGACAUGCAAGCUGACUUUCAGAGAGAGGCAGCCCUCAUGGCAGAGUUUGACAAUCCAAAUAUCGUCAAGCUUUUAGGUGUGUGUGCUGUUGGGAAACCAAUGUGCCUGCUGUUUGAGUAUAUGGCCUAUGGGGAUCUCAACGAGUACCUGCGUGACCGCUCGCCCCGCAACCUCUGCAGCCUGGUGCGCAGUAGCCUGGAUGCGCGGAUCCGCCUUCCCAACCCCCUGGCCCUGUGCUGCACCAGCCAGCUCUGCAUUGCCAAGCAGGUGGCUGCUGGCAUGGCGUACCUCUCCGAGCGCAAGUUUGUCCACCGGGACUUGGCUACCAGAAACUGCCUGGUGGGGGAGAACAUGGUGGUCAAAAUCGCUGAUUUUGGUCUCUCAAGGAACAUGUAUUCAGCCGACUAUUACAAAGCGAAUGAGAACGAUGCCAUCCCCAUCCGCUGGAUGCCCCCUGAGUCCAUCUUCUACAACCGCUACACCACAGAGUCUGAUGUGUGGGCCUAUGGCGUGGUGUUGUGGGAAAUCUUCUCCUACGGCAUGCAACCCUACUAUGGGAUGGCUCAUGAGGAGGUAAUCUACUAUGUGAGGGAUGGGAAUGUCCUCUCCUGCCCAGACAAUUGUCCCCUGGAGCUCUACAACCUGAUGCGCCUCUGCUGGAGCAAGCUGCCUGCUGACCGGCCAAGCUUCGCCAGCAUCCACCGCAUCUUGGAGCGCAUGUACGAGAGGGCUGUGGCCACCCCAUUGGUCUAA